Pelagomonas calceolata is the source of this 957-nucleotide messenger RNA. The record is from the annotation of a GenBank genome assembly. NCBI's taxonomy places the organism in Eukaryota, Pelagophyceae, Pelagomonadales, Pelagomonadaceae.
GAGAAGACAAUGGACCAUCCUCCCACAACAACAGCAGACCUAAUGCGAUACGCGGUCGCCGCGCCGGCCACCGCGGUCGCGGUUCCACCGCCGCCGCCGGUCGCGGUCCCACCGCCGCCGAUCGCCGCGCCGGCCACAGCGGUCGCGGUCCCACCGCCGCCGGCCGAGCUCGACCCCGCCGCCCUCGCGCGGCGCGUCCAGGAACUCGAGGCCGCGCUGGCGUCGAGCGAGGCGGAGCGCGAGCGCCUGGCCCAGCGCGUCGCGGCACUGGAAGCCGAAAAAAAGCAUCCGAAGCCGCGGGGCCGCAUGCCACUCGGCGCGACGGGCUGGGACCACGCGACGGGCACCUGGCAGUACCCCCCCGGCGUGCUGCCCCAGUCGCCCCGGAAGAGAGCAAGGAGGGCGUCGGUCAAGGCCCGGAGGAAGUGGGAGGGCGAGUCGUCGGACGAGGACCCGCCGCCGGCCGUCGCGGCCGGCGCGGUUUUUAUAGAUGACGGCCAGUGCUGGCUCGUGUACAAGCGGGAGGACGACGUCGUGUAUUAUUAUCCAGCCAAGCACCCCAAGCCGACGGAGGAGACCUACCUCGCGGCCUGCGAGCACUCGGGCGCCGACGAGGUCGCGGCCUGGAUCGCGGCGACGCACGAGCGGGCCGACGCGUGCGCGCGCGCGCAUCGCCGCAAGCGCGACGACGAGCGUAGGCGCCGCGAGAACGCGGCGCUGGCCGCGCUCCCGCCGCCGAAGCUCCCGCCGCCGCCGAAGCGCGUCCCGCCGCUCCCCGCGGAGCAGCUCCUCGGCCGCGCCGUCCGCGUUGUAAUUGCGGACGCGCCGUCCGACGCGCGCGGCACCGUCGACGCAAUCGCCCACGGCGUCUGCCGCAUCGCGUGGAAGGACGGUACGCGCUCCGAGGUGCUCUUGGCCGACGCGACGGCGAUGCUCGUGCCCGUCGUCGCCGUGUGA